CUUGCCUUUAUUGGACGACAACUAGCAUGCGAGCAGGAGCACUGCGGUGGCGGCAAUGGCGGCCGCAGCUCGCGCGCCGGCUUUCGCAGCAGGCGGCGCCGACGCUGUCGCUGACGCCGGCCGAGACGAAGCUCUUCCAGGUGCUGCAGUUUAUCAAGGACACGUCGGCGCCCGAGGUCACGCUGCGCGUCGCCGGCGGCUGGGUGCGCGACAAGCUCCUUGGCCUGCCCAGCGACGACAUUGACAUUGCGCUCGACGUUGGCACGGGCGAGGCCUUUGCGCAGCACAUUUUGGCCUUCCAGAACGCGAGCGGCGUGUCGCCCAAGGGCUUUUACAUUGUGAAGAAGAACACGGACGCGAGCAAGCACCUCGCUUGCGCGACCGUCAAGCUGCUCGGCCACGACCUCGACUUUGUGCACUUGCGCUCCGAGACGUAUGCUGACCCGACGUCGCGCAUCCCGAUCUUGUCCGACACACCCGCGACGCCGACCGAGGAUGCAUUGCGGCGUGACAUCACCAUCAACGCGCUCUUCUUCAACCUCUCGACCAUGGCCAUCGAAGACUGCACGGGCGAGGGCCUCGCGGAUCUUGCCGCCAAGCGCGUGCGCACGCCGCUGCCGCCCCUCGAGACCUUCCUCGACGACCCGCUCCGUGUCCUCCGCGCGAUUCGUUUUGCGUGUCAUUACCACUUCUCCCUCGACGACGCGCUUCUGGAGGCCGCCAAGGACGCGCGGGUGCAAGACGCACUCGGGCACAAAGUGAGCCGUGAGCGUAUUGGCAUCGAGGUCCGCAAGAUGCUCGCGGGCAGUGACCCGGGCCGGGCGAUGCGCGUGCUCACCGACUUGGCCUUGUGGCCGCUCCUCUUGCCGCGCCUCACGUGCGUGCCGUCCUCAGCGCACAUGCUCGACUCGGUCGGCUUUGUGCAGCAGCACGUUGCGCCGACCUCGGCGACCCUUGCGAACAAGGCGCAGUACGACCCGACGCACCUUCUCGCGUCGGCCUUGGUGCACUGCGUCGAACUCCCGGCGACAUCGACGCUGUUGGGCGAUGCGCUCGCGACGCUUCUGACCGAGCCGAGCGAGGUGCCACUGACCGACCUCGUCAAUGCGAGCUUUGAGUUUCUGAGUCAACCAAUGUGGCGUGAUCAAAAGCUCUUUAUGGACGCGAUCAAGGACGACCUCAAGUGGUCCAAGGCCGAGGCCAAGGCGAUCGCAGACGUGAUCGACGCUGCGCAGAGCUUUGUGCAAGUAGCAGCGGCGCAUGCGCAUUCGCCGACAGCGCACUACGUGCAGCUUGUGCUCUGGCGCCGCGCGCACGGUGCAGUGUUCGAGAAGGUGUUGCCUGUUCUGUGGCACUUGGCCCACGGCGACCGGCCUGACGCUAAGGAAGCGUUGGCAGCGUUCCAAGCUGCCUUUGCCACACGCCGCUUGAGCCACAUCGCAGGCGCAAUGCGCAAUCGGCUGCCGACGCCGCAUCUCCAGCGCCUCCUGCAGAAAAAGGCCAAGAAGCUCUCGGAGCUCAUUGAGGUCGUCGCUGUCUACGAAGCGUUGUACCCGGACGCGUCGAUUGAGGACGAAGAACUCUUUGUACAAUCCGUGCUCGAGCCUGCGCACACGGCGCGCACGGGAUAGAAUCAUCGUGUAAGAAGGUCACGGUUGUCGCGUUGGCUCGACAUAGACAUGGUCCUUGUCCUGGAGAACUUCGCAAAUGACGUCGUUAGCCUGGA
Molecule: messenger RNA, 1726 nt
Organism: Saprolegnia diclina VS20
Lineage: Eukaryota; Oomycota; Saprolegniomycetes; Saprolegniales; Saprolegniaceae
Exons: 11
Coding region: 27-1631 (534 amino acids)
Biological process (GO): tRNA 3'-terminal CCA addition
Molecular function (GO): ATP:3'-cytidine-cytidine-tRNA adenylyltransferase activity; RNA binding
Source: RefSeq, a predicted model, not a curated record